This is a messenger RNA of Chrysoperla carnea, 879 nucleotides long. It is a transcript of the gene Sec22, whose product is annotated as vesicle-trafficking protein SEC22b. The record is from RefSeq and is a predicted model, not a curated record. Lineage: Eukaryota; Metazoa; Arthropoda; Insecta; Neuroptera; Chrysopidae. Gene Ontology annotation, molecular function: SNAP receptor activity. The coding region runs from base 127 to 768 and encodes 213 amino acids. Gene Ontology annotation, biological process: endoplasmic reticulum to Golgi vesicle-mediated transport; retrograde vesicle-mediated transport, Golgi to endoplasmic reticulum; vesicle fusion with Golgi apparatus. Gene Ontology annotation, cellular component: SNARE complex; endoplasmic reticulum-Golgi intermediate compartment; Golgi membrane. The transcript has 4 exons.
AAAAUUCUACACAUCACAUUUACUUUUGACAAUAAUGAAAUGACGUGUACAUAACCUGAUGAAUUAUAUCAGAAAAAAUUAUACAAAUUGAUUUUAAUUAAUUUUUAAAUAAAAUAAAAAUUAAAGAUGAUUUUAAUGACAAUGAUAGCUAGGGUAGCUGAUGGCUUACCAUUAGCGGCUACCAUGCAAGAAGAUGAACAGUCUGGAAGAAGUAUAUUGGAUUAUCAAAAUCAAGCAAAAAUGUUAUUCCGAAAACUUGGUCCACAAUCACCCACUAGAUGCAGUAUAGAAACUGGCCCAUAUUUAUUCCAUUAUUUAAUAGAAGAUGAAAUAUGUUACUUAGUAUUGUGCGAAAGAAAUUAUUCAAAACGUUUAGCAUACAAUUAUUUGGAAGAUAUAUCACAAGAAUUUUAUUCACAAUAUGGUAAACGUGUAAAAUCUGUUAUACGACCGUAUGCUUUUAUUGAAUUUGAAAAUUAUUUACAAAAAUCAAAAAAAGGAUUUGCUGAUUCACGUUCACGUAGAAAUAUGAAUGCAUUAAAUUCACAAUUACAGGAUGUACAACGUAUUAUGGUUCAAAAUAUUGAUGAUGUAUUGCAACGAGGCACUGUACUAUCAGAAUUGGAUUCAAAAACACAAAAUCUUUCAAUGUUAACACAAAAAUAUAAAAAAGAUGCCACAUAUUUAAAUCAACAAUCAUUUUAUGUGAAAGCAGCGAUUGGUGGAAUUAUUCUAUUUGUUUUAUUUUUAUAUUUUUGGAUCCUUUAAGAGACAAACAUACACUAAUUAUUAACUGAAUUAGUUGUGUUUACCCUAACUAUAAGAUAAAAUAUUUAAGUAAAAAUACCUUUUUAUUAUGGCUAAACAUUUCAAUUAUUA